AUGUCGGACUACGACGUGAUUCCAACAUGGUUCCCUCCAGAUACAGAUCUGCCCAAUGACGGGCGCUUCACCAGCUACCAAAACCACGUUCCCGCACUGCUCUCGGGUAGGCAGGAUGAAUGGUAUCGGAUGGCUGACACUCUGCUCACCUUGGCUGUGUCGAAAGGGAAGGAGAAAGCCAUCAAAACCGGUUCCGAGUACCUGUUCUCUGACAUGUUUGCGCUGCUGGAGCUCCGGUCAUGGAACCCCCAACCCAUGAUCUUCGUGAACUACGUCGGUGACGGCGAGGACUGGGGACCGAAAGUGAAAAGCACCGACUGUGCAACAAUACGGAAGUUCACGGUGGCCAUCCACAUGUCCCACCGCGCGAUGGAUGUCCUUGGCUUGCACAUCAACUUUCGUGGCGUGACAAUGACAAAGGCGUCGGAGCGCUUCUGGCAGUGUGAUGCAGAAGCGCAGCGGGGCUUCGCAGCCAAGCUGUCAAAUGAGACGUCGACCACGUCCACGACCACGACAAUAGCAGCUGUCCGCCGACGGCCUCGGAUCAAAAUCUGGUGGAAAAACUCCACGACCACGACCACUGCCAUGGUGACCGCUCCGCCUGCCAAUGAAAGCAGAACCAUGUUGUAG
This is a messenger RNA of Symbiodinium necroappetens, 630 nucleotides long. NCBI's taxonomy places the organism in Eukaryota, Dinophyceae, Suessiales, Symbiodiniaceae. The record is from the annotation of a GenBank genome assembly.